Messenger RNA from Lathyrus oleraceus (garden pea), 861 nucleotides. RefSeq lists its product as uncharacterized. The coding region runs from base 1 to 861 and encodes 286 amino acids. The record is from RefSeq and is a predicted model, not a curated record. The transcript is spliced from 2 exons. Gene Ontology annotation, molecular function: RNA-DNA hybrid ribonuclease activity; nucleic acid binding. NCBI's taxonomy places the organism in Eukaryota, Viridiplantae, Streptophyta, Magnoliopsida, Fabales, Fabaceae.
AUGCCAGGAUUUGAGGCAGGCCCCGAACCAGGAUCACGAUGGACACUCGUGUUCGACGGUGCUUCCAAUGCUCGUGGCCAUGGAAUAAGUGUUAUUAUAACUUCUCCCACCGGUUUCCACCUUCCAUUUACCGCUAGAUUAUGUUUUGACUGCACCAACAAUAUGGCAGAAUAUGAAGCAUGUAUCUACAGUUUGGAGGCGACCAUCGACUUGAGGAUCAAGAUUCUUGAGGUAUACAGUGAUUCAGCUCUGGUAAUAAGUCAGGUGAAAGGUGAUUGGGAGACUCAGGAUAGCAAGUUGAUACCUUACAAGGAGCAUAUCAGAAAACUAGUACCCUAUUUUGAUGUAAUCUCCUUUCAUCAUAUUUCUAGGGAAGAAAAUAAGUUAGCAGAUGCUCUAGCCAUGUUGGCAUCUAUGUUCAAAGUCAAAUGGAAGAAUGAUGCACCAUCCAUCCAUAUUGACCACUUAGAUGAACUAGCACAUUGUCUAGCAAUCGAGGCAAAUCCUGAUGAUAAGCCCUGGUUCUACGACAUAAAGACAUUUAUGGAAAAACAACAAUAUCCUGAGGGUAUAACCAUUACUGAUAAGAUGGCUCUGAGAAGACUCUCUUCCAAGUUCUUCCUAAACGGUUACAUAAACUCAGUCUGCACAUCCACUAGGGCAACUCCAUACUCAUUGGUAUAUGGGAUGGAGGUUGUCUUGCCGAUUGAAGUCGAGAUCCCUUCACUUAGAGUCAUCAUGGAGGCCGACCUCAAUGAAGUUGAAUGGGUUCAACCGCGGUAUGACUAUCUGAAUCUAAUAGAAGAAAAACGUUUGACGGCCGUUUGUCAUGGUCCGUUGUACCAGAGACGUCUCAAAUGA